AUGCACCCUUUUAGUAGCAAUGUUAAAGCUAGAUGUGCCAUUAUGCACUUAAGAAAGUUUGCUUCAACAUGGUGGCGAAUGGAGGAAGAAAAACUCCAGGUUAGCAUAGACACCAUUUCUUGGGAAUUAUUUUUAGAAAGCUUUAAAGAUAGAUUCAUGUCAGAUCAAUGGAGACAAGGUAGAGCAGAAGAACUCCAUCACCUAAAGCAAAACAACAUGUUGGUUGAAGAUUAUGAGCGAAAGUUCUAUGAACUUAAGCCCUUCUCAGGUUACAAGGAGGAUGGACCUAUGUUGGUGCAACAUUUUAUUAGGGGAUUCAAUGGCCAUAUUUUUGGGGAUGUAGCGGUCUUUGAACCAAAGAGUCUUCGAGAUGCAAUAGCCAAAGCCUUUCUAGUGGAGAGGAAUGUUAAUUUGAGUUUAGGAGGCCAUUCCGACAAUCGAGGAGGACAUUUCUCACACAAGAAAAAGUCCCAGAAUUACAAUCAGAGUGGUAGAAAAUUUCAAUACCAACAAAAUCAUGGUAAUUCUCGCACCCAGCAGAAGUAUACCCCUCAACCAUCCCAAAAUUCUCAGAACAUUAAUAAAGGGAGUUACCAGCAAUCGAGUGCACCAUCUACAAGAAAUUUUGUGAGAAACACGGGUUGUUAUUCUUGCGGGCAGCAUGGGCAUAUUGCAGUACAUUGUCCUCAACGCACCAAGUCCCUCGCAAACCAGAAUCAGGCAGCCUCCGAACCCAUAGUAGGAAAUGCAAGCCAGUCCCAUAGAAUAUUUGCCGAAAUAGAGCAAAAGCAAACUGAUCACCAAGGCACAAUUAUUGAAACCACAAGUUCGUUAAAGGGUAAAACUAUAUCUAUUUUAUUUGAUUCUGGAGCAAUUGAUUCCUUCAUAUCUCCAUCCUUAGUAGAAAAGUGUGGGCUAGUGGCAAAAGGGCAAGGAGUUAAGUGGAGGCAUGAGAUAUCAACAAUAAUAGUUGAAGUUGAUUUGAAGAGUAAGAUACUUAAUGCACUCCCAUUAGAUGACUGGUAUCAAGAGGUCCGAUCAGAGAUUGCUUCAGGCAGAACGCUAGAAGGUAGAUAUACUGGAUAUACAAUGGAUAUUGAUGGUCUUCUUAGGUGUAUGGGACGUAUUUAUGUUCCACCCUCUGAUGGACUUUGA
Molecule: messenger RNA, 1155 nt
Organism: Cryptomeria japonica (Japanese cedar)
Lineage: Eukaryota; Viridiplantae; Streptophyta; Pinopsida; Cupressales; Cupressaceae
Exons: 3
Coding region: 1-1155 (384 amino acids)
Molecular function (GO): zinc ion binding; nucleic acid binding
Source: RefSeq, a predicted model, not a curated record